GAGUUUGUGCAGAAUUUUUGUUUAUUACGCAUUGUAAACAAAUCUGAUGUCGCGCAUUGUAUUGUUUGGAAUACUAUAAUUAUAUUUAGUGUACUAUUGUGUAUUAAUAAUAUGAAUUCCCCAAAUAAUAAUACGAACAACAACGACAAUGCGGUCACAAAGCAACGCAAGUCUACAAAGUCAAAUUCUACAUCAAAAUCUGCUAUUGAAUCUAGGGCUGCAGAAUUGGCCGAUCUUAUAAAGAAGAAAGCUGAAACAUCUGAACAGUUAGCUAACUUGGAGCGACAAAUAUAUGCUUUUGAGGGAUCCUAUCUUGAAGACACUCAACUCUGUGGUAAUAUAAUACGUGGUUGGGAACGUUAUUUAACUUCAAAUAAAGCAACAAAUUCAAAGGCAGAUAAGAGAAAUCGUAAAUUCAAGGAGGCUGAAAGAUUAUUUUCAAAGUCAAGCAUUACUUCAAUGGCUAUUUGUAACCCGGAACGUGCAAGCGAAUCCGACAUUACAAACGAAGAUUCUAGUGACAAUCAAAUAUCAGUUAGUCAGAAUACAACUACUCAGCACGAUAACACCGUUUCUAUUAAGAGUAGUGGGAAAGAUGAUAAAGCCGAUCGCGCCAAUACACCUCAACGGGAUGUAGCAAAAGAUCCAAGUACACCUACUGGUAGCUCAAAAAAUAAAACUACUCCUAAUACUAGCGUCAGUGCAAAGAAAGGUGGUCACAUUAAUAAAAAAAUUAGACAUCGGUGAUUUAGGGGGCGGCCAAGGCACAAUUCUUAAAAGCCCAAGCAAUGCCCCAAAUCUCAGCAUAAUAAAAACAGUUUUUAAAGUGAAAUUUCUUAACAUUUCAUUCUACAUUUUAAAAUUUUAACUAUUCAUU
Messenger RNA from Teleopsis dalmanni, 877 nucleotides. RefSeq names its product chromatin modification-related protein MEAF6 (gene Eaf6). Gene Ontology annotation, cellular component: NuA4 histone acetyltransferase complex. The record is from RefSeq and is a predicted model, not a curated record. The transcript has 4 exons. Lineage: Eukaryota; Metazoa; Arthropoda; Insecta; Diptera; Diopsidae. The coding region runs from base 112 to 747 and encodes 211 amino acids.